GCCUUCGUCAUGAUUUCUAAAAAAAAUGAAGUAAUACUGCUAUAAGAUAUCCCUGAAAGAUUAAAUUCCUGCAGGGAGUCCAAGAAACGACCAAGUAAUGGUCUCUUUUCCAGAAGUGUUUCGUAUCAAAGCAUGUAUAAAGGCUUUGUUUAUUUUUUGGGCAAAUCCGUAGAACACUUUGACCUUUGGCGACCCUUUAAAGAAUUCAUUAUAAAAUGAUACCAAGAAAUCUUUUGAAAGCGCUUUCAAGAGGUCCUUUUGUAUGAAGUGCUUCAAGAAACCUAAAAAAUACCCUUAUCGCUUUGCUUUGCUUCGAAACCCUUCGGCAGAUUUAAAUCACGUUUGGUCAAACUCUAAAAAAAGGUCUUUCUAGAGACUCUUCUUCAUUUCGAGAUUCCACUUGGUAAAUUUGGCUAAAAGCUCUCCAGGAUCAUUACCAACAAUUCAUAGAACAAUUCUUGGAAGUUCUAAAAAUUAUUCAUGAGGAGGAGUCUAUUAGGGUAGAUUUAUCUACUUAUGAAAUUCUUCAAGGGAUCAAGCAUGACACUUUUUUAAGAAAUUCUGAAGAAGUGUCUCGAAAUAUUUUUUGAGAAAUUCUUUAUCAGAAGGCGUGCAAUGCCAGGUUCUCCAAGAGAUUCUUAAUCACAUUCUCGACUAUUUCUAAUAUGAACACGAUUAAAUAGACAUUCAAAUGAUUUCUCAAGAAACUUUUACCAAAAAAUUCGGCUGUACAUUUUUCUGGAGGUUUCGCAGAAUAUUUGUUAUCAGAAUUUUUACUUUUUACCGAGAGAUCCUUUGGAAGCUCUUCAAAAUAUCUCAAGAACACUUUGAGACAUUACUUCCAGAAGAUAUCAAAAAAUUUUUUGAAAAAUCAUACAAUAAUAUUUGAGGUUUUCCUUGUGAGGUGUUGUUCAGUUUCUUCUUAAGCUUUUCUUAAAUUCCUCUUCCCAAAUGGUCCUUGAUUUCAACUUUCAACCUUUAAGUUUUAGCUUUACUUCGAAAACUCAGCGUCAGGAACCUUCACCCUGCAUUUCACAAUUCAAGAUUUGAAGCUUAAAGUCCAAGUUUGAAAUAACCACUCGUUACUAUUUUCUGUAUUCUGAAAAUUACAACUCGGGCCAACGCAAAUGCGACCAUUAUCAUAUUAAAUUUGUUGGCCGAUUAGUAAUCAUGGCGGAAACCGAAUUAUGUAAUCAUUAAUUCCCAAUUAGUUGCGCAAACACGCACCAUGUGUCAGUCAUUGAACAUGUUCUUACUUUUGAUAACCCUGAUCAUCGCAGCUCCAAGGGUUGCUGUAACCAGCUAUUUAAGCGAACGAUUCGCUGUUCUUUCUUCGCCUCAAGUAUUCUCCAAGUCCCUUCUAUCGUAUUUAUCCCAGAAACGCGACUUAUCGCACCGUUGCCGGGAUGAGCUGGAGGAUUUCGCAACGAGCCUACAAUCGGAGAGGCAAUGGGCGCUCAACAUGUACGACGCAAAUGGGAAACUGCCAGCUGGUGCAAUGGAAGGCAAUUUAAUUGAGUUGGGGUCAUUUGAUGAGUGCUUGCGAAUUGUGCGUACCAACAACCACGGCUUAACUGGAAAGUACUGUUUGGGAUCGCUGUAUGUUUCAAGUCGAUAUGUCGAUAACGCCACAAUAAGGCUGGGAUACAACGGCAUGGACAAUAACAAAAUGGAAUUCGGGGUUUGCUUUCCGGAUUCGUGUUCGGCCCCAGACCUGGAACUAACAGCGAAAGGAAUCGGACUAAAUAUGUCAUUAACGGAAGACACCUGCCAGACGAAACAAACCCAAUCUGGAAUUACAGCGGGAGGCUACGUAAUUCUGGCACUUGCCUGUCUCCUUCUACUUCUGAUUGUAGCUUCGACGAUAUACGAGCUCUGUUUCAAAGCCGACUCGCAUUGGGCAUUAAAGUCAUUCUCGCUGUGGACGAACGGAAAAAUAAUUUUUCGAGUUAGCAAACCUGGCGCUAGCGAUAUUUCGUGUUUAUGUGGCAUCCGAGUAGUUGCUAUGGUCAUGGUAAUUCUCAAACACAUCUUCAUAUUUCGCCAUAGCAGAGUGGCCAGAAACUCCUACUAUUACUCAUACUGGAUACAUCAACCGAAAAAUGGCCCCUUAAUGUCAUUACCCUUUGCAGCCGACCUAUUUCUACAAAUUUCUGGAUGCUUGGUUGCAUACAAUUAUUUACGAAGGCAGCUAAAAAGAAAGGAAUUCAACAUUCCAUCGUACUACAUCGAAAGGUACCUCAGGCUUACACCGGCUGUCUUGGCUGUUAUGUUAUUUAUAAUCACUUGGUUUGGCUAUAUUGGAUCUGGACCGUUAUGGUAUCAGACGAAAGGUGCCAUUGAACCGUGCCAAACACACUGGUGGUCGUGCCUGCUGUACAUUCAAAAUUACCAAUCCGCUAUGUGCAUUCCACAGUCUUGGUACCUUUCGGUGGACUUCCAGCUGUAUGUGCUCUCCCCUUUGCUACUAGUCCCCCUAGCGCGCUGGAGAAGAGAAACAAUAGCGAUAACUGCCGGUGUGACUUUGAUUUCCAUUGCAACCGCAUUCGUAGAGGCUUGGACCUAUAAACUGUGCGCCGAAAACCAAUGCGGGGAACAAACUGUUUUCAUGAAACAAUUCUACACCUUUCUACCUGCAAGGGCGUCGUCAUGGUUAAUUGGAUUUUUACUGGGGUGUUUCAUGUUUAAAGUGAAGGAGAAGGAAAUGGGUGCCAUGGAGAAGAGGACAGCGAUACCGCUUAUGGUCUUCGCACUACUUGUCUAUGUCGCAACCAUCUUUGGAGAUAAUCACGUGGUAAUUUCGGAGUAUGACAGAUAUGAAAAUUCAUUUUCUUUAGCACUACUUCGGCCGACGAUGCUACUUUCGGUUGGAUGCAUAGUGUACCUUUGCGAAAUCGGACGUGGAGGCAUUGUCGCCAGUUUUCUUACAAAUCCGGUGUUUGUGGUAGUUUCAAGGUUAACUUACACCACAUACCUGGUGCACUACCACGUGCUGGAGUACCAUCUGGAUACCGCUCGAGUGGGUCCGCACCUUAGCAACUACACGCUCUUGGUUAACGAUUUCGCCGGUGUACUUCUCCUUUCGCUUCUUAUAGGUUUGGUUGUAUCUUUGGCAGUAGAAGUACCUGCGCAACAUUUCGUCAGUUUUCUAACGAGAGGAUCAAGAAAGUCGGUUUAGUGAUUUAUGAAGCAAUAUAAAGUGUAAAACAAAUGAGCAAUAUAUCUGAUAAACCCCAGUUCUUAAAUACCUUUACAUGUUCUUAAACCCUGAGAGAUUUUAAAGCAGUUGGUAGGCUCUGGACGAUCUUAAGAUCUCUAAAAGACUUUUACAAUG
This is a messenger RNA of Photinus pyralis (common eastern firefly), 3334 nucleotides long. RefSeq names its product nose resistant to fluoxetine protein 6-like. Gene Ontology annotation, molecular function: acyltransferase activity, transferring groups other than amino-acyl groups. The transcript has 13 exons. The coding region runs from base 1229 to 3178 and encodes 649 amino acids. Lineage: Eukaryota; Metazoa; Arthropoda; Insecta; Coleoptera; Lampyridae. The record is from RefSeq and is a predicted model, not a curated record.